Aureobasidium namibiae CBS 147.97 is the source of this 342-nucleotide messenger RNA. RefSeq lists its product as uncharacterized. The record is from RefSeq and is a predicted model, not a curated record. The transcript has 2 exons. Lineage: Eukaryota; Fungi; Ascomycota; Dothideomycetes; Dothideales; Saccotheciaceae. Bases 1 to 342 code for a protein of 113 amino acids.
AUGGACUGGUCGUGGAAAUACGAACAGGUUCUUCUGGUUGCUCGCAACCAGAAGGUCACCAUUGUGCAACUCGAGAAGAAGGAUGUCGAGAUCGCUCGCGAACAGAAGACCAUUGUUGAGAAACUUGACAAGAAGAUUGCCAAGAUGAAGGGCACAGGAAGAAUCAAGGAGGAGAUCCGCAACUACACGACCAAGCGUGCUGAUGCCGCGAAAGAGACUGAGGACGCUGUUCUUAGACUCAAAGCUGAGCAGGAGAGGGCCAGCAAGGAGUUCGAGGAGAAGAUCAAGCAGUGCGAGAGAGAGCUCAAAAUGGCUGCAGAGGACGACGACAAGGAAUCUUAG